AUGACAGACCUCCUAAGAAGUGUUGUCACUGUCAUUGAUAUAUUCUACAAAUACACCAAGCAAGAUGGAGAAUGUGGCACACUGAGCAAGGAUGAGCUAAAGGAACUUCUGGAGAAAGAGUUUCGUCCAAUUUUGAAGAAUCCAGAUGAUCCAGACACAGUAGAUGUCAUCAUGCAUAUGCUGGAUCGAGAUCAUGACCGAAGACUAGACUUUACUGAGUUUCUUCUGAUGGUAUUCAAACUGGCUAUGGCCUGCAACAAGGUUCUUGGAAAAGAAUACUGUAAAGCUUCAGGGUCAAAGAAGCAUAGGCAUGGUCAUCAACAGCAAAAGGAAGAAAGUGAAACAGAAGAGGAAGAGGAGACACCGAAACAGAAAUCAGGUUUGAGACAUUCAAGUUGGAGUGAGGGAGAGGAGCAUGGACAUAGUUCUGGGAGCUCAUCAGGAACUGGAAAACAUAGACGUAGGUCCAACCCUAGGUGGCUGGAAAGGCAAGGUGAAUUCUCCAGCUCAGAGGAACUUAGGAAAAAACACCAUGGGUCUAUCUCUGGUCACUCUUGGAGCAGUAACAAAGAGAGACAUGGUUCCAGCUCUGAAGAGUUAGAAGGAAAAAGAAAUUCCCAUGGUAGGUCCUCUAGUGAGUCUGGGGAAGAAUAUGAAUCUGGAUCUAGGUUAAACAGUCAGGGAAGAAAAGGUCAUAGUGGAUUGUCACAUGGACUGGAGAAGAACAAACAUAAAUCAAAUUCUACUCAGUCAAGAAAGGGUGAAGAACCAAAGCUUGGGCCUAGCUCUUCAAGUUCAGGAAAUAGUAAGGAACUAGCAGAGGACAAGGCUAUGGAUGUGUCUCAGGAGGUCAGUCCUCUAGAUGUUGUCAACCUGAACAUAGAUCCUGUAGCCAGUCAUCAGGUCAGAGAGGGUAUGGAUCUAAACAAUGUGGUCAACCUCAGAACUAUGGAAGUCAGCAGAGGAUGGGCUCAUGUCAUUCAUCAUGCUGUGGGUCUGGAGCAACUCAAUCUUCUCCUUAUGAUCAACAUGGAACCAGGUCCUGUAGACACCCUUCAAGCUGUCAUCAAAAGGGAUGUAGUUCCAAUGAAUUUUCCAAGUGUGGCCAGCAUGGGUCUGGUUCAGGGAAGUCAUCAUGCUGUGAACAACAUGGAACAAAUUCAAGGCAGUCUUCUGGCUUUGAACAACAUGGACAUGGAUCAGGUCAGUCUUGCUGUGGACAACAUGGUACUACCUCAGGUCAAGCCUCAGGUUGUAGUCAACAUGGGUCUCACUUGGGUCAGUCAUCUGGUUUGGGGCAACAUGAGUCUGGUUGUGCUCAGUCUUCUAGCUCUGGGCAUCAUGGGUCAAGUUCUGGUCAAGAAACUAGCUCUUGGCAUCAUGGGUCUUCAGGCACAAGUCACGCAUCUAGGUCUGGGCAGCAUAAAGUUGGCCAAGGUGAGUCAUCAGAGAAUGAGAAACAUGGGUCUGGUUCAGGUCAAACAUCUAAAACAGGGAAACAAGGGCCUAGAUAUGGACAGUCAUCUGGACCUGAUCAACAUGGGUCUGGAUAUGAAAAAUUUAAGCAUGAACAAUCAAAAUCAAAGUUUCAUGGAAAACAGGGAAAUUCACAGGAACAGUCAAGAGACAGCAGAAGACAGGCUCAGACUGGGCAUCACGAGCACCCACAAUCAGGAACUGGGAGAAGUACCAGAGGGGAACCUGUUUAUCCUGAGUCCAGUGAGGAUGUCUACUCUCCUGGAAAACAUCACUGGCAUGAUUGAAACAUUCCAGCAAUACUCAAACAACGAUAAGGAAACAGAAACACUGAGCAAAGAAGAGCUGAAGGAACUUCUGGAAGUAGAAUUACGGGCAGUCUUGAAGAAUCCAGAUGACGAAAAUCUUGCAGAUGUCUUCAUGCAAAUCCUAGAUGUAGACCAUAAUGAAAAAAUAGAUUUCACUGAGUAUUUACUGAUGGUGGUGAAGUUGGCUCAAGCAUAUUAUGAGUCAUCUCAGAACAAAAGUUUUAAAACUGGAUCAAAGAGACGGAGUAAAAGUCAACACAAAAGAGUAGGAGAAGAUGGAGAAGAAGAAAGAAGACACAGAUCAAGCCAUAGGAGAUCUGAGGGAAAGGAAAAAAAAGAAAGCUCAAGAAGCCCAAGAGGGAGAGGGAAAAAAAGACAUGGAUCAGGCAGCAAAAAUCAAGAUAGAGACACAACUACGCACAGAGAAACAGAAAAACAUGGGAAACAUCACAGUUCAACUGGAAAGCAACGGGGAGGAUCUAACUCGACUGAAAGAGAUGGUAGAGUUAAGAAGGAGAGAAGAUCAAAGGAGAGAAAAGAAACAAAAUAUGAUGCCAUCAAUAAUGAAAACACAAAACAACAAGAACAGUGGGAAAAAAGCUGUGGUGAAUAUUAUUAUGAAAUCGAGCAUAGCAAAAGUGAAGAGACAGGAGGAAAAAGAAACACUACGAGAGACAAAUCUGGCCGAGAAGAGUCUCCAGACAGCCCUAGGCAGUCCAGUUCCCGUCAGAGGAGCGAGUCUCCCCGGACCAGCACAAGAACAGGCCACAGAGGAACACACCAGUCCCCAGCCGGCCAGCAGUCAUCCGAUGGUCACAGGCAAGCCACUUCCAGGAGGGGCAGACACCAGGAGGACAGCGCCAGCCAGGCCAGCGACAGCGAGGGCCACUCAGAAGUCCAAGUCAGGCACAGGCAGGCCUCAGAGACCCACGGGAGGACCGCGUCCGGCUCAGGGGUGCAGCGGGCAUCCAGCAGCGGUGGCCAGGCAACUGACAACGUCAGGCACUCGGGGGCCCGUCAAGGCCAGUCAUCCGGCCAGGGACAAGGACGCUCCGAGUCAGCAUCCCGCACCAGGGAAGCACGAGGGAACCAGAGACACGGCCAGUCGGCUGACAGCUCCGGGACCUCCGGGACUGGUCACGGAAGAGGCCAAGCCACCUCUGCUGAACGGAGACAUCAGAGGCCCAGCGAGAGUCAGGCCAGUGACAGCGAAGGCCACUCCGAAGCCUCAGAAGCACACGCAGUGGGAGCCCACGGUGGGUCUGGAGCCAGCCACAGGCACGAGCAGACAUCCUCUCGAGGCCAGCAUGGCUCUGGAUACUACCAGGUGUACUACUACGAGCAGGAACACCCCGAGUCUGGACACAGACAGCAGAGGUCCAGUGGCAGGGCUCCUCAGGGGUCCGGCCCAGAACAAGGGAGGGACAGCCGCAGGAUCGGGGGCUCUCACGAAGGACAGAGCUCCUCUGAACUCCAGGCUAGAACCUCCCGUGGAAGGUCCGGAACCAGUGCUAGAGGGGGUCAGGGGUCCUUCGGAACGGACCGCUCUGAGCGCCACCAGUCCACAAGGGGCCACGAAGACAUCCACGGGGGCUCUGGACGCUCACGAACAAGGCAAGGACAGGUAGACUCCCACACUGGGAACGACACCUCCCACGGUCAGGCAGAGGGCAGAGGCAGGGUUAGCAGGCACACAGGCGGCCGAGAAGAGUCUCCAGACAGCCCUAGGCAGUCCAGUUCCCGUCAGAGGAGCGAGUCUCCCCGGACCAGCACAAGAACAGGCCACAGAGGAACACACCAGUCCCCAGCCGGCCAGCAGUCAUCCGAUGGUCACAGGCAAGCCACUUCCAGGAGGGGCAGACACCAGGAGGACAGCGCCAGCCAGGCCAGUGACAGCGAGGGCCACUCAGAAGUCCAAGUCAGGCACAGGCAGGCCUCAGGGACCCACGGGAGGACCGGGUCCGGCUCAGGGGUGCAGCGGGCAUCCAGCAGCAGUGGCCAGGCAACUGACAACGUCAGGCACUCGGGGGCCCGUCAAGGCCAGUCAUCCGGCCAGGGGCAAGGACGCUCCGAGUCAGCAUCCCGCACCAGGGAAGCACGAGGGAACCAGAGACACGGCCAGUCGGCUGACAGCUCCGGGACCUCCAGGACUGGGCACGGAAGAGGCCAAGCCACCUCUGCUGAACGGAGACAUCAGAGGCCCAGCGAGAGUCAGGCCAGUGACAGCGAAGGCCACUCCGAAGCCUCAGAAGCACACGCAGUGGGAGCCCACGGUGGGUCUGGAGCCAGCCAGAGGCACGAGCAGACAUCCUCUCAAGGCCAGCAUGGCUCUGGAUACUACCAGGUGUACUACUACGAGCAGGAACACCCCGAGUCUGGACACAGACAGCAGAGGUCCAGAGGCAGGGCUCCUCAGGGGUCCGGCCCAGAACAAGGAAGCGACAGCCGAAGGAUCGGGGGCUCUCACGAAGGACAGAGCUCCUCUGAACUCCAGGCUAGAACCUCUCGUGGAAGGUCCGGAACCACUGCUAGAGGGGGUCAGGGGUCCUUUGGAACGGACCGCUCUGAGCGCCACCAGUCCACAAGGGGCCACGAAGACAUCCACAGAAGCUCUGGACGCUCACGAACAAGGCAAGGACAGGUAGACUCCCACACUGGGAACGACACCUCCCACGGUCAGGCAGAGGGCAGAGGCAGGGUUAGCAGGCACACAGGCGGCCGAGAAGAGUCUCCAGACAGCCCUAGGCAGUCCAGUUCCCGUCAGAGGAGUGAGUCUCCCCGGACCAGCACAAGAACAGGCCACAGAGGAACACACCAGUCCCCAGCCGGCCAGCAGUCAUCCGAUGGUCACAGGCAAGCCACUUCCAGGAGGAGCAGACACCAGGAGGACAGCGACAGCCAGGCCAGUGACAGCGAGGGCCACUCAGAAGUCCAAGUCGGGCACAGGAAGGCCUCAGGGACCCACGGGAGGACCGGGUCCGGCUCAGAGGUGCAGCGGGCAUCCAGCAGCGGUGGCCAGGCAGCUGACAACGUCAGGCACUCGGGAGUCCGUCAAGGCCAGUCAUCCGGCCAGGGACAAGGACGCUCCGAGUCAGCAUCCCGCACCAGGGAAGCACGAGGGAACCAGAGACACGGCCAGUCGGCUGACAGCUCCGGGACCUCCGGGACUGGUCACGGAAGAGGCCAAGCCACCUCUGCUGAACGGAGACAUCAGAGGCCCAGCGAGAGUCAGGCCAGUAACAGCGAAGGCCACUCCGAAGCCUCAGAAGCACACGCAGUGAGAGCCCACGGUGGGUCUGGAGCCAGCCAGAGGCACGAGCAGACAUCCUCUCAAGGCCAGCAUGGCUCUGGAUACUACCAGGUGUACUACUACGAGCAGGAACACCCCGAGUCUGGACACAGACAGCAGAGGUCCAGUGGCAGGGCUCCUCAGGGGUCCGGCCCAGAACAAGGGAGGGACAGCCGCAGGAUCGGGGGCUCUCACGAAGGACAGAGCUCCUCUGAACUCCAGGCUAGAACCUCCCGUGGAAGGUCCGGAACCAGUGCUAGAGGGGGUCAGGGGCCCUUCGGAACAGACCGCUCUGAGCGCCACCAGUCCACAAGGGGCCACGAAGACAUCCACGGGGGCUCUGGACGCUCACGAACAAGGCAAGGACAGGUAGACUCCCACACUGGGAACGACACCUCCCACGGUCAGGCAGAGGGCAGAGUCAGGGUUAGCAGGCACACAGGUGGCCGAGAAGAGUCUCCAGACAGCCCUAGGCAGUCCAGUUCCCGUCAGAGGAGCGAGUCUCCCCGGACCAGCACAAGAACAGGCCACAGAGGAACACACCAGUCCCCAGCCGGCCAGCAGUCAUCCGAUGGUCACAGGCAAGCCACUUCCAGGAGGGGCAGACACCAGGAGGACAGCGCCAGCCAGGCCAGCGACAGCGAGGGCCACUCAGAAGUCCAAGUCAGGCACAGGCAGGCCUCAGAGACCCACGGGAGGACCGCGUCCGGCUCAGGGGUGCAGCGGGCAUCCAGCAGCGGUGGCCAGGCAACUGACAACGUCAGGCACUCGGGGGCCCGUCAAGGCCAGUCAUCCGGCCAGGGACAAGGACGCUCCGAGUCAGCAUCCCGCACCAGGGAAGCACGAGGGAACCAGAGACACGGCCAGUCGGCUGACAGCUCCGGGACCUCCGGGACUGGUCACGGAAGAGGCCAAGCCACCUCUGCUGAACGGAGACAUCAGAGGCCCAGCGAGAGUCAGGCCAGUGACAGCGAAGGCCACUCCGAAGCCUCAGAAGCACACGCAGUGGGAGCCCACGGUGGGUCUGGAGCCAGCCACAGGCACGAGCAGACAUCCUCUCGAGGCCAGCAUGGCUCUGGAUACUACCAGGUGUACUACUACGAGCAGGAACACCCCGAGUCUGGACACAGACAGCAGAGGUCCAGUGGCAGGGCUCCUCAGGGGUCCGGCCCAGAACAAGGGAGGGACAGCCGCAGGAUCGGGGGCUCUCACGAAGGACAGAGCUCCUCUGAACUCCAGGCUAGAACCUCCCGUGGAAGGUCCGGAACCAGUGCUAGAGGGGGUCAGGGGUCCUUCGGAACGGACCGCUCUGAGCGCCACCAGUCCACAAGGGGCCACGAAGACAUCCACGGGGGCUCUGGACGCUCACGAACAAGGCAAGGACAGGUAGACUCCCACACUGGGAACGACACCUCCCACGGUCAGGCAGAGGGCAGAGGCAGGGUUAGCAGGCACACAGGCGGCCGAGAAGAGUCUCCAGACAGCCCUAGGCAGUCCAGUUCCCGUCAGAGGAGCGAGUCUCCCCGGACCAGCACAAGAACAGGCCACAGAGGAACACACCAGUCCCCAGCCGGCCAGCAGUCAUCCGAUGGUCACAGGCAAGCCACUUCCAGGAGGGGCAGACACCAGGAGGACAGCGCCAGCCAGGCCAGUGACAGCGAGGGCCACUCAGAAGUCCAAGUCAGGCACAGGCAGGCCUCAGGGACCCACGGGAGGACCGGGUCCGGCUCAGGGGUGCAGCGGGCAUCCAGCAGCAGUGGCCAGGCAACUGACAACGUCAGGCACUCGGGGGCCCGUCAAGGCCAGUCAUCCGGCCAGGGGCAAGGACGCUCCGAGUCAGGAUCCCGCACCAGGGAAGCACGAGGGAACCAGAGACACGGCCAGUCGGCUGACAGCUCCGGGACCUCCGGGACUGGUCACGGAAGAGGCCAAGCCACCUCUGCUGAACGGAGACAUCAGAGGCCCAGCGAGAGUCAGGCCAGUGACAGCGAAGGCCACUCCGAAGCCUCAGAAGCACACGCAGUGGGAGCCCACGGUGGGUCUGGAGCCAGCCAGAGGCACGAGCAGACAUCCUCUCAAGGCCAGCAUGGCUCUGGAUACUACCAGGUGUACUACUACGAGCAGGUACACCCCGAGUCUGGACACAGACAGCAGAGGUCCAGUGGCAGGGCUCCUCAGGGGUCCGGCCCAGAACAAGGGAGGGACAGCCGCAGGAUCGGGGCCUCUCACGAAGAACAGAGCUCCUCUGAACUCCAGGCUAGAACCUCCCGUGGAAGGUCCGGAACCAGUGCUAGAGGGGGUCAGGGGUCCUUCGGAACGGACCGCUCUGAGCGCCACCAGUCCACAAGGGGCCACGAAGACAUCCACGGGGGCUCUGGACGCUCACGAACAAGGCAAGGACAGGUAGACUCCCACACUGGGAACGACACCUCCCACGGUCAGGCAGAGGGCAGAGGCAGGGUUAGCAGGCACACAGGCGGCCGAGAAGAGUCUCCAGACAGCCCUAGGCAGUCCAGUUCCCGUCAGAGGAGCGAGUCUCCCCGGACCAGCACAAGAACAGGCCACAGAGGAACACACCAGUCCCCAGCCGGCCAGCAGUCAUCCGAUGGUCACAGGCAAGCCACUUCCAGGAGGGGCAGACACCAGGAGGACAGCGCCAGCCAGGCCAGUGACAGCGAGGGCCACUCAGAAGUCCAAGUCAGGCACAGGCAGGCCUCAGGGACCCACGGGAGGACCGGGUCCGGCUCAGGGGUGCAGCGGGCAUCCAGCAGCAGUGGCCAGGCAACUGACAACGUCAGGCACUCGGGGGCCCGUCAAGGCCAGUCAUCCGGCCAGGGGCAAGGACGCUCCGAGUCAGGAUCCCGCACCAGGGAAGCACGAGGGAACCAGAGACACGGCCAGUCGGCUGACAGCUCCGGGACCUCCGGGACUGGUCACGGAAGAGGCCAAGCCACCUCUGCUGAACGGAGACAUCAGAGGCCCAGCGAGAGUCAGGCCAGUGACAGCGAAGGCCACUCCGAAGCCUCAGAAGCACACGCAGUGGGAGCCCACGGUGGGUCUGGAGCCAGCCAGAGGCACGAGCAGACAUCCUCUCAAGGCCAGCAUGGCUCUGGAUACUACCAGGUGUACUACUACGAGCAGGUACACCCCGAGUCUGGACACAGACAGCAGAGGUCCAGUGGCAGGGCUCCUCAGGGGUCCGGCCCAGAACAAGGGAGGGACAGCCGCAGGAUCGGGGCCUCUCACGAAGAACAGAGCUCCUCUGAACUCCAGGCUAGAACCUCCCGUGGAAGGUCCGGAACCAGUGCUAGAGGGGGUCAGGGGUCCUUCGGAACGGACCGCUCUGAGCGCCACCAGUCCACAAGGGGCCACGAAGACAUCCACGGGGGCUCUGGACGCUCACGAACAAGGCAAGGACAGGUAGACUCCCACACUGGGAACGACACCUCCCACGGUCAGGCAGAGGGCAGAGGCAGGGUUAGCAGGCACACAGGCGGCCGAGAAGAGUCUCCAGACAGCCCUAGGCAGUCCAGUUCCCGUCAGAGGAGCGAGUCUCCCCGGACCAGCACAAGAACAGGCCACAGAGGAACACACCAGUCCCCAGCCGGCCAGCAGUCAUCCGAUGGUCACAGGCAAGCCACUUCCAGGAGGGGCAGACACCAGGAGGACAGCGCCAGCCAGGCCAGCGACAGCGAGGGCCACUCAGAAGUCCAAGUCAGGCACAGGCAGGCCUCAGAGACCCACGGGAGGACCGCGUCCGGCUCAGGGGUGCAGCGGGCAUCCAGCAGCGGUGGCCAGGCAACUGACAACGUCAGGCACUCGGGGGCCCGUCAAGGCCAGUCAUCCGGGCAGGGACAAGGACGCUCCGAGUCAGCAUCCCGCACCAGAGAAGCACGAGGGAACCAGAGACACGGCCAGUCGGCUGACAGCUCCGGGACCUCCGGGACUGGUCAAGGAAGAGGCCAAGCCACCUCUGCUGAACGGAGACAUCAGAGGCCCAGCGAGAGUCAGGCCAGUGACAGCGAAGGCCACUCCGAAGCCUCAGAAGCACACGCAGUGGGAGCCCACGGUGGGUCUGGAGCCAGCCAGAGGCACGAGCAGACAUCCUCUCAAGGCCAGCAUGGCUCUGGAUACUACCAGGUGUACUACUACGAGCAGGAACACCCCGAGUCUGGACACAGACAGCAGAGGUCCAGAGGCAGGGCUCUUCAGGGGUCCGGCCCAGAACAAGGAAGCGACAGCCGAAGGAUCGGGGGCUCUCACGAAGGACAGAGCUCCUCUGAACUCCAGGCUAGAACCUCUCGUGGAAGGUCCGGAACCACUGCUAGAGGGGGUCAGGGGUCCUUUGGAACGGACCGCUCUGAGCUCCACCAGUCCACAAGGGGCCACGAAGACAUCCACAGAAGCUCUGGACGCUCACGAACAAGGCAAGGACAGGUAGACUCCCACACUGGGAACGACACCUCCCACGGUCAGGCAGAGGGCAGAGGCAGGGUUAGCAGGCACACAGGCGGCCAAGAAGAGUCUCCAGACAGCCCUAGGCAGUCCAGUUCCCGUCAGAGGAGCGAGUCUCCCCGGACCAGCACAAGAACAGGCCACAGAGGAACACACCAGUCCCCAGCCGGCCAGCAGUCAUCCGAUGGUCACAGGCAAGCCACUUCCAGGAGGAGCAGACACCAGGAGGACAGCGACAGCCAGGCCAGCGACAGCGAGGGCCACUCAGAAGUCCAAGUCGGGCACAGGAAGGCCUCAGGGACCCACGGGAGGACCGCGUCCGGCUCAGAGGUGCAGCGGGCAUCCAGCAGCGGUGGCCAGGCAGCUGACAACGUCAGGCACUCGGGAGUCCGUCAAGGCCAGUCAUCCGGCCAGGGACAAGGACGCUCCGAGUCAGCAUCCCGCACCAGGGAAGCACGAGGGAACCAGAGACACGGCCAGUCGGCUGACAGCUCCGGGACCUCAGGGACUGGUCACGGAAGAGGCCAAGCCACCUCUGCUGAACGGAGACAUCAGAGGCCCAGCGAGAGUCAGGCCAGUGACAGCGAAGGCCACUCCGAAGCCUCAGAAGCACACGCAGUGGGAGCCCACGGUGGGUCUGGAGCCAGCCAGAGGCACGAGCAGACAUCCUCUCAAGGCCAGCAUGGCUCUGGAUACUACCAGGUGUACUACUACGAGCAGGAACACCCCGAGUCUGGACACAGACAGCAGAGGUCCAGUGGCAGGGCUCCUCAGGGGUCCGGCCCAGAACAAGGGAGGGACAGCCGCAGGAUCGGGGGCUCUCACGAAGGACAGAGCUCCUCUGAACUCCAGGCUAGAACCUCCCGUGGAAGGUCCGGAACCAGUGCUAGAGGGGGUCAGGGGUCCUUCGGAACGGACCGCUCUGAGCGCCACCAGUCCACAAGGGGCCACGAAGACAUCCACGGGGGCUCUGGACGCUCACGAACAAGGCAAGGACAGGUAGACUCCCACACUGGGAACGACACCUCCCACGGUCAGGCAGAGGGCAGAGGCAGGGUUAGCAGGCACACAGGUGGCCGAGAAGAGUCUCCAGACAGCCCUAGGCAGUCCAGUUCCCGUCAGAGGAGCGAGUCUCCCCGGACCAGCACAAGAACAGGCCACAGAGGAACACACCAGUCCCCAGCCGGCCAGCAGUCAUCCGAUGGUCACAGGCAAGCCACUUCCAGGAGGGGCAGACACCAGGAGGACAGCGCCAGCCAGGCCAGCGACAGCGAGGGCCACUCAGAAGUCCAAGUCAGGCACAGGCAGGCCUCAGAGACCCACGGGAGGACCGGGUCCGGCUCAGGGGUGCAGCGGGCAUCCAGCAGCGGUGGCCAGGCAACUGACAAUGUCAGGCACUCGGGGGCCCGUCAAGGCCAGUCAUCCGGCCAGGGACAAGGACGCUCCGAGUCAGCAUCCCGCACCAGGGAAGCACGAGGGAACCAGAGACACGGCCAGUCGGCUGACAGCUCCGGGACCUCCGGGACUGGUCACGGAAGAGGCCAAGCCACCUCUGCUGAACGGAGACAUCAGAGGCCCAGCGAGAGUCAGGCCAGUGACAGCGAAGGCCACUCCGAAGCCUCAGAAGCACACGCAGUGGGAGCCCACGGUGGGUCUGGAGCCAGCCAGAGGCACGAGCAGACAUCCUCUCAAGGCCAGCAUGGCUCUGGAUACUACCAGGUGUACUACUACGAGCAGGAACACCCCGAGUCUGGACACAGACAGCAGAGGUCCAGUGGCAGGGCUCCUCAGGGGUCCGGCCCAGAACAAGGGAGGGACAGCCGCAGGAUCGGGGGCUCUCACGAAGGACAGAGCUCCUCUGAACUCCAGGCUAGAACCUCCCGUGGAAGGUCCGGAACCACUGCUAGAGGGGGUCAGGGGUCCUUUGGAACGGACCGCUCUGAGCGCCACCAGUCCACAAGGGGCCACGAAGACAUCCACGGGGGCUCUGGACGCUCGCGAACAAGGCAAGGACAGGUAGACUCCCACACUGGGAACGACACCUCCCACGGUCAGGCAGAGGGCAGAGGCAGGGUUAGCAGGCACACAGGCGGCCGAGAAGAGUCUCCAGACAGCCCUAGGCAGUCCAGUUCCCGUCAGAGGAGCGAGUCUCCCCGGACCAGCACAAGAACAGGCCACAGAGGAACACACCAGUCCCCAGCCGGCCAGCAGUCAUCCAAUGGUCACAGGCAAGCCACUUCCAGGAGGGGCAGACACCAGGAGGACAGCGCCAGCCAGGCCAGCGACAGCGAGGGCCACUCAGAAGUCCAAGUCAGGCACAGGCAGGCCUCAGGGACCCACGGGAGGACCGGGUCCCGCUCAGGGGUUCAGGGGACCUCCCGUGGUGUCCAAUCAGUAGAUAGUUCAAGUGAUACUCCAAAACACCUUGAGUUCAGUAUGAUUCUGAGAGGAGAGGAGUCUGUCUUCAUUUGUACACCCAGGUUAACUUCAAUUUGCAACAAGAUGCCUAAACUCCUGCAAGGCAUUGUCACGGUCAUCGAUGUUUUCUACCAAUAUGCCACUGAACAUGGGGAAUGUGACAUGUUGAGCAAAAAAGAGAUGAAAGAACUUCUGGAAAAUGAGUUUCACCAAAUUCUGAAGAACCCAGAUGAUCCAGACACUGUAGAUAUCAUCAUGCAAAGUCUGGAUCAAGAUCAUAACAGCAAAGUGGAUUUUACUGAGUAUCUUCUGAUGAUAAUCAAGCUGGCUCAGGCUUGUAACAAAAUUAUUGGCAAAGAUUACUGUCAAGCUUCAGGGUCAAAGCAGGGAAAUCACAGUCACCAUCACCAAAAGGAACACAGUGAAAAAGACGAAGAUGACAAAGAGCAAGACACCUCUUCAAGUUAUUCAAGUUCUAGUGCAGGAGAGAAUGAUGCUUAUUCCAGGGGCUCGAGAGGAAGCAAUAAACACAAGUCUACAAGGACCUCUAGAAAACCAAGGAAUGAGAAACACCAAAAUUCUGAAGAAAGAAUGGAAACAAACUCAAGUCACUUAGAAAAUAGUAACAAAUAUCAACAAGGCAAGCAUGAAUCUGGAUCAACCCACUCAUCGAACCAGAGCAGAAGAAGUAUUAGAAAAAGGGAAGAUUCUGGCUACCCCCCAAAUGGCUCUACAUUAGAACAGUCUGCUGGCUCCAGGAAACAAGGAUCUGGCCAACAUCAGUCUUGUGGUAAUGGAAAAAAUAAUAUUUCAUCAAGAGAAUCAUCAGUCGAGGGCUCAGGACAGUCUUCCAACUAUAAUACACACAACUCAGGGUCAAAUCAGUCUUCCAGCCAGAGGACAAAUAAAUGUGGGUCAGGACAAUCUUCUGGGUCACAAGAAUAUGGCUCAGCAUCAGAAACCUCUCCUGGCUCCACAAGACAAGGAUGUGGACAGGGUCACUCCUCUGCUUCUGGACAAUAUGGUGCUUCCUCGGGACAGUAUUCAGGGAGUGGCCAGCAUGCUUCUGGUUACAGUCAGUCUUCCAGCACUGGCACACACUACUCAGGCUCCAGCCACACUUCUACCCAGAGCAGACAUGGCUCUAGGUCAGGACAGUCUUGUGGUUCAGGUGAAUAUGGUUCUACAUCAGGACAGUCUUCUGGCUCCACAGGGCAAGGGUAUGGACAAGGUCACUCCUCUGGUUCUGGACAAUAUGGUGCUUCAUCAGGACAGUCAUCAGGCUUGAGCUCAGGUCACUCCACUUCCCAUGGCACACAAGGAUCAGGAUCAAGCCAGGCAUCUAAGCACAGGAGAAGCAGUUCGAACUCAAGUGAGUCUUUUGGCUCCCAGCCACAUGGGUCUGGCUCAGGAGGGUCUUCUGGAUGGAGUCAAAGUGGAUCUGGGCAAGGUCAGUCUUCUGGUAGUGGGAAACAUGGUGCUUUCUCUGGACAGCCAUCAGGCAGUGGCCAGAAUGCCUCUCAUUAUGGUCAGUCUUCCUGCUCUGGCACACACUACUCAGGCUCAAGCCAUACUUCUACCCAGAGCAGACAUGGCUCUAGGUCAGGACAGUCUUGUGGUUCAGGUGAAUAUGGUUCUACAUCAGGACAGUCUUCUGGUUCCACAGGGCAAGGGUAUGGACAAGGUCACUCCUCUGGUUCUGGACAAUAUGGUGCUUCAUCAGGACAGUCAUCAGGCUUGAGCUCAGGUCACUCCACUUCCCAUGGCACACAAGGAUCAGGAUCAAGCCAGGCAUCUAAUCAAAGGAGAAGCAGUUCUAGCUCAUGUGAGUCUUUUGGCUCCCAGCAACAUGGAUCUGGCUCAGGAGGGUCUUCUGGAUGGAGUCAAAGUGGAUCUGGGCCAGGUCAGUCUUCUGGUAGUAGAGAACAUGGUUCUUUCUCUGGACAGUCAUCUGGCAGAGGACAGCAUGCCUCUCGUUAUGGUCAGUCUUCCAACUCUGGCACACACUACUCAGGCUCAAGCCAUACUUCUACCCAGGGCAGACAUGGCUCUAGGUCAGGACAGUCUUGUGGUUCAGGUGAAUAUGGUUCUACAUCAGGACAGUCUUCUGGCUCCACAGGGCAAGGGUAUGGACAAGGUCACUCCUCUGGUUCUGGACAAUAUGGUGCUUCAUCAGGACAGUCAUCAGGCUUGAGCUCAGGUCACUCCACUUCCCAUGGCACACAAGGAUCAGGAUCAAGCCAGGCAUCUAAGCACAGGAGAAGCAGUUCGAAUGCAAGUGAGUCUUUUGGCUCCCAGCCACAUGGGUCUGGCUCAGGAGGGUCUUCUGGAUGGAGUCAAAGUGGAUCUGGGCAAGGUCAGUCUUCUGGUAGUGGGAAACAUGGUGCUUUCUCUGGACAGGCAUCAGGCAGUGGCCAGCAUGCCUCUCAUUAUGGUCAGUCUUCCUGCUCUGGCACACACUACUCAGGCUCAAGCCAUACUUCUACCCAGAGCAGACAUGGCUCUAGGUCAGGACAGUCUUGUGGUUCAGGUGAAUAUGGUUCUACAUCAGGACAGUCUUCUGGUUCCACAGGGCAAGGGUAUGGACAAGGUCACUCCUCUGGUUCUGGACAAUAUGGUGCUUCAUCAGGACAGUCAUCAGGCUUGAGCUCAGGUCACUCCACUUCCCAUGGCACACAAGGAUCAGGAUCAAGCCAGGCAUCUAAUCAAAGGAGAAGCAGUUCUAGCCCAUGUGAGGCUUUUGGCUCCCAGCAACAUGGAUCUGGCUCAGGAGGGUCUUCUGGAUGGAGUCAAAGUGGAUCUGGGCCAAGUCAGUCUUCUGGUAGUAGAGAACAUGGUUCUUUCUCUGGACAGUCAUCUGGCAGAGGACAGCAUGCCUCUCGUUAUGGUCAGUCUUCCAACUCUGGCACACACUACUCAGGCUCAAGCCAUACUUCUACCCAGAGCAGACAUGGCUCUAGGUCAGGACAGUCUUGUGGUUCAGGUGAAUAUGGUUCUACAUCAGGACAGUCUUCUGGCUCCACAGGGCAAGGGUAUGGACAAGGUCACUCCUCUGGUUCUGGACAAUAUGGUGCUUCAUCAGGACAGUCAUCAGGCUUGAGCUCAGGUCACUCCACUUCCCAUGGCACACAAGGAUCAGGAUCAAGCCAGGCAUCUAAGCACAGGAGAAGCAGUUCGAACUCAAGUGAGUCUUUUGGCUCCCAGCCACAUGGGUCUGGCUCAGGAGGGUCUUCUGGAUGGAGUCAAAGUGGAUCUGGGCAAGGUCAGUCUUCUGGUAGUGGGAAACAUGGUGCUUUCUCUGGACAGGCAUCAGGCAGUGGCCAGAAUGCCUCUCAUUAUGGUCAGUCUUCCUGCUCUGGCACACACUACUCAGGCUCAAGCCAUACUUCUACCCAGAGCAGACAUGGCUCUAGGUCAGGACAGUCUUGUGGUUCAGGUGAAUAUGGUUCUACAUCAGGACAGUCUUCUGGCUCCACAGGGCAAGGGUAUGGACAAGGUCACUCCUCUGGUUCUGGACAAUAUGGUGCUUCAUCAGGACAGUCAUCAGGCUUGAGCUCAGGUCACUCCACUUCCCAUGGCACACAAGGAUCAGGAUCAAGCCAGGCAUCUAAUCAAAGGAGAAGCAGUUCUAGCUCAUGUGAGUCUUUUGGCUCCCAGCAACAUGGAUCUGGCUCAGGAGGGUCUUCUGGAUGGAGUCAAAGUGGAUCUGGGCCAGGUCAGUCUUCUGGUAGUAGAGAACAUGGUUCUUUCUCUGGACAGUCAUCUGGCAGAGGACAGCAUGCCUCUCAUUAUGGUCAGUCUUCCAACUCUGGCACACACUACUCAGGCUCAAGCCAUACUUCUACCCAGAGCAGACAUGGCUCUAGGUCAGGACAGUCUUGUGGUUCAGGUGAAUAUGGUUCUACAUCAGGACAGUCUUCUGGCUCCACAGGGCAAGGGUAUGGACAAGGUCACUCCUCUGGUUCUGGACAAUAUGGUGCUUCAUCAGGACAGUCAUCAGGCUUGAGCUCAGGUCACUCCACUUCCCAUGGCACACAAGGAUCAGGAUCAAGCCAGGCAUCUAAUCAAAGGAGAAGCAGUUCUAGCUCAUGUGAGUCUUUUGGCUCCCAGCAACAUGGAUCUGGCUCAGGAGGGUCUUCUGGAUGGAGUCAAAGUGGAUCUGGGCAAGGUCAGUCUUCUGGUAGUAGAGAACAUGGUUCUUUCUCUGGACAGUCAUCUGGCAGAGGACAGCAUGCCUCUCGUUAUGGUCAGUCUUCCAACUCUGGCACACACUACUCAGGCUCAAGCCAUACUUCUACCCAGGGCAGACAUGGCUCUAGGUCAGGACAGUCUUGUGGUUCAGGUGAAUAUGGUUCUACAUCAGGACAGUCUUCUGGCUCCACAGGGCAAGGGUAUGGACAAGGUCACUCCUCUGGUUCUGGACAAUAUGGUGCUUCAUCAGGACAAUCAUCAGGCUUGAGCUCAGGUCACUCCACUUCCCAUGGCACACAAGGAUCAGGAUCAAGCCAGGCAUCUAAUCAAAGGAGAAGCAGUUCUAGCUCAAGUGAGUCUUUUGGCUCCCAGCCACAUGGGUCUGGCUCAGGAGGGUCUUCUGGAUGGAGUCAAAGUGGAUCUGGGCAAGGUCAGUCUUCUGGUAGUGGGAAACAUGGUUCUUUCUCUGGACAGGCAUCAGGCAGUGGUGAAUAUGGUUCUACAUCAGGACAGUCUUCUGGCUCCACAGGGCAAGGGUAUGGACAAGGUCACUCCUCUGGUUCUGGACAAUAUGGACAGCAUGCCUCUCGUUAUGGUCAGUCUUCCAACUCUGGCACUCACUACUCAGGCUCAAGCCAUACUUCUACCCAGAGCAGACAUGGCUCUAGGUCAGGACAGUCUUGUGGUUCAGGUGAAUAUGGUUCUACAUCAGGACAGUCUUCUGGCUCCACAGGGCAAGGGUAUGGACAAGGUCACUCCUCUGGUUCUGGACAAUAUGGUGCUUCAUCAGGACAGUCAUCAGGCUUGAGCUCAGGUCACUCCACUUCCCAUGGCACACAAGGAUCAGGAUCAAGCCAGGCAUCUAAGCACAGGAGAAGCAGUUCGAACUCAAGUGAGUCUUUUGGCUCCCAGCCACAUGGGUCUGGCUCAGGAGGGUCUUCUGGAUGGAGUCAAAGUGGAUCUGGGCAAGGUCAGUCUUCUGGUAGUGGGAAACAUGGUUCUUUCUCUGGACAGCCAUCAGGCAGUGGCCAGAAUGCCUCUCAUUAUGGUCAGUCUUCCUGCUCUGGCACACACUACUCAGGCUCAAGCCAUACUCCUACCCAGAGCAGACAUGGCUCUAGGUCAGGACAGUCUUGUGGUUCAGGUGAAUAUGGUUCUACAUCAGGACAGUCUUCUGGCUCCACAGGGCAAGGGUAUGGACAAGGUCACUCCUCUGGUUCUGGACAAUAUGGUGCUUCAUCAGGACAGUCAUCAGGCUUGAGCUCAGGUCACUCCACUUCCCAUGGCACACAAGGAUCAGGAUCAAGCCAGGCAUCUAAUCAAAGGAGAAGCAGUUCUAGCUCAUGUGAGUCUUUUGGCUCCCAGCAACAUGGAUCUGGCUCAGGAGGGUCUUCUGGAUGGAGUCAAAGUGGAUCUGGGCCAGGUCAGUCUUCUGGUAGUAGAGAACAUGGUUCUUUCUCUGGACAGUCAUCUGGCAGAGGACAGCAUGCCUCUCGUUAUGGUCAGUCUUCCAACUCUGGCACACACUACUCAGGCUCAAGCCAUACUUCUACCCAGGGACAGCAUGCCUCUCGUUAUGGUCAGUCUUCCAGCUCUGGCACACACUACUCAGGCUCAAGCCAUACUUCUACCCAGAGCAGACAUGGCUCUAGGUCAGGACAGUCUUAUGGUUCAGGUGAAUAUGGUUCUACAUCAGGACAGUCUUCUGGCUCCACAGGACAAGGGUAUGGACAAGGUCACUCCUCUGGUUCUGGACAAUAUGGUGCUUCAUCAGGACAGUCAUCAGGCUUGAGCUCAGGUCACUCCACUCCCCAUGGCACACAAGGAUCAGGAUCAAGCCUGGCAUCUAAGCACAGGAGAAGCAGUCCUAGCUCAAGUGAGACUUUUGGCUCUCAGCAACAUGGAUCUGGCUCAGGAGGGUCUUCUGGAUGUUGUGUACAUGGUUCUGGACAAGGUCACCCCUCUGGUUCUGGACAAAAUGGUGCUUCAUCAGGACAAUCAUCAGGCUUGAGCUCAGGUCACUCCACUUCCCAUGGCACACAAGGAUCAGGAUCAAGCCAGGCAUCUAAUCAAAGGAGAAGCAGUUCUAGCUCAAUCGUUACAUCUGAAAUUCAAGAAGGGACAAAUUGGUUCAUCUUAGCCAACUGGAAUAAGCAACAAGGCCUCAGUGGGAAUAUAGUCCUCACAGCCAAGUACCAUGCUCAUGUUUUCAUCAAGGUGAAGGCCACAUUUCUAAGCCAGGAAGUUCCAUCUUCCUCAUUCUUCUAUGCUGAGUCCCCAGCUCUCUCCUCUCAGCCAUACGACUCGUUCUCUGAUGAUUAA
Molecule: messenger RNA, 18459 nt
Organism: Peromyscus eremicus (cactus mouse)
Lineage: Eukaryota; Metazoa; Chordata; Mammalia; Rodentia; Cricetidae
Exons: 13
Coding region: 1-18459 (6152 amino acids)
Biological process (GO): establishment of skin barrier
Cellular component (GO): keratohyalin granule; cornified envelope
Molecular function (GO): structural molecule activity; transition metal ion binding; calcium ion binding
Source: RefSeq, a predicted model, not a curated record